Molecule: messenger RNA, 11065 nt
Organism: Gigantopelta aegis
Lineage: Eukaryota; Metazoa; Mollusca; Gastropoda; Neomphalida; Peltospiridae
Product: RIMS-binding protein 2-like
Exons: 34
Coding region: 1410-6332 (1640 amino acids)
Biological process (GO): neuromuscular synaptic transmission
Molecular function (GO): protein binding
Source: RefSeq, a predicted model, not a curated record
UAUUAUUUUACCUGUGGAAAUUAGCCUGUAAUCACGUGAGACCAUCUCCCGUACACAGAUACAUAUAUAUAUAUAUAUAUCUAAUAUAUAUAUUGUGUGAGAAUGAAGUGGAUAAGAGUGGGAUUACCGUGUCUGUAAAUUGAAAGCGAGAAAUGACAGCGGCUGAGAGGUCCUGACUGAGAGCGGUGAACAUUGUGAGUAAUGAGCUGGGAGUGUGAACAAACUUAGAAGGCCGGCUCCACAUACCUACCUGUCCAAUUUGUGUUUGAUGUGCGGCCAGCUUCCAAAUGAUAGGUGUGAUUAUUUACCUGGACAAACGACACUUACUUGUGUGCUUCUCACCUGCGUGUGCUGCAUCCCGAGUACUCGCCACUCGGUCUGCUCACUCACCACAACUUCUUUAAGCGUCGUCAGGUCGGCAGCUGCUAGGUUUGAUGUUGUCUUGGAAAUGCUGCUGUCACGGUGUCGCCCUGAUGAGGAUGCCUGCAGCAACGAUGUCGACAAUGAUGAUCAGGAGUACAGGGAAGAUCCGACUGACCUGCGAAUGCCGACGUUUCAUCUAGCGGAAAGUCAGUCGUCGUUCGUACCUGUACAUUUCAUUCCCUGGGUGUGUGCUUUCAAUUAAACGGCAAUAUGUUUGGAAUUUAAUCUAUUGUUUUAGGUAUUCUCUGAUGUUUAGUGGGUUAUUCUGAAUACUGUACUAUAUAUAAAGGUGUAUUAAAGAAAAACAAACCAAACCUAUUGAUGGAUAUGUGAAAACUUGUAUGUCAUUUACCUGUGUAUUUCAUUCUCUGGAUGUGUUAUGUCGAUUAUGCCACCAUCUGUUUUAUAUGUUCUCCACUGUUCAUUGCCGUAUUCAGAAUAUUGUGUCAUGCAUAAAGUUGAAUAAUUUCAUACAAAACCUGUUGAUGAAAUCACGAAAACCUGCAUUUAUUUACUGUUUAUGAAAUCACGAAAACCUGCAUUUAUUUACUGUUUAUGAAAUCACGAAAACCUGCAUUUAUGUACUGUUUAUGAAAUCACGAAAACCUGCAUUUAUUUACUGUUUAUGAAAUCACGAAAACCUGCAUUUAUUUACUGUUGAAAAUGGAUUCUAUACCAGUGAAAAUGUUUUAUUGUGUUUUAUCUUAUUAUUGUGGUUCAUGAAAUUGUUUUUUGGCAGUUUUAAUGUUCAUGGUUUCUUACAAAUAUCUCAACAUAGUUACUAACAAACAAUACUGAACUGUCAGCACUUGCUUUUGUUAAUAUUUCUUGGAUUUACGUCACAUAUUCAUACAAGAUUUCCUCUAUGAAGUGUUCCAAUUGAUUUUAUUGUUAUUAUUAUGGCGAUGGCAGUUUAAAUAGUUUAACCACUGGUCACACCCAGUGAGAGAAGUAUGGGCUGACGCACCUGUUACCAGGCAGUAGCUAUGAAUGGAAUUCACCCUCAUCUCGUUGAAGCCAUGACACAAGGCAGUGACCCGCGGGACGAUGCGUUUCAGCUAUGGGAGUCAAAAAGAGAGGAAAGGGAAAAGGAGAGGACGCUACAGAAGAAGAUAGUCGAGUUCCAGACACAGAUACAGAGACUAGAACGGAGAAUCAGUUUACUGCGCACAGAAAAUGAAUCUCUCCGCCGCCAGAAGGAUGACCAGAAGCCGCUGGAGGAGAAGAUCAGAGCUCUGAAGAAACGGAAUGCGGAGCUCGCCGCCAUCGCCAGGCGCCUCGAGGAGAAAGCCAAAUCAUUACAGCAGGAAAACAUAAAGAAAAGUAAGGAGGAUGGUGGCCAGGAGACGGAUCACCUCAAGCGACUGUUUGCGCGACAGAGAGCCAGGGACCUUGCUGAACACGCCAAGAACAUGUUGGUCAAAGACCGAGAGAUUGAAGACCUUCGCAAGAAGUGUCAGGAGCUCGCCAAUCAGCUCAGCAAUGGAGAGUUCUAUGCCCCUGAGAAUGUCCAGGUGUAUGAGGAGAAGGAAGAACUUGUGUCAAUCAUCAAGCAGGCGGCCAAAGAGAGACUUCAGCUUGAGAGACAGGUGACCAAGUGUAAACCAGGGGAGGUUGUCCAACAAAUUGAUCCAGAGCACACACGACAGCUCAAGGAACUUGAGGAAGCAAACAAUGAACUAAAAGAGGAAGUCAAGAAACUAGACAGAGCACUGCAGCUCACUGACAACCUGAAAACUGAUCUCCGUGCUAAAGAAGAAGAAUGUGAAGUUUUGCACAAAACAAUACAACAGCAGCGGCUUCACACUGAGGAAUUGGAAGGUCAGUUGAGGCAGUCUGAGGCCCGCAACACAAAUCAAAGUCUUGAACUAUCAGAGCUCCACAGUCGACUUCUUCAAAUAGAAAAGGUUAAUGAGGAAUGUAGCACUCUGCGAGUGAGUCUCGCUGAAGCUCAACACGAGCGGGAAAUCGCUCGCAAUGAAGUCUCCAAUUUGCAUUACAAAGUCAGCAGUCUCGAAAACCUAGUCAAAGAUUUGCAGCAGUCUACGGCUAAGCUGCAGCAGCUGGAGUAUGACUACCAGGUGGCGCUGCAGAAAAAUGAACAGAAACAGGAAGAGAUCAAUCGUCUUCAUCAGUCGCAAGAUGAAGCUCGUCUUCAGCAUGAAAAAGCUGUGACAGAAUUAAAGAUCCGAAUCCAGGAUCUUGAGCGGCAGUGUCAUCAACACAAGCUACAACAGCAGCAGCUGACUGCAGAGCUGGGUCGUCUCCAUAGCGACGACCGUGUGUUGAAGCCGACAGUGACCGUGUCGGCGGAGAUACAGACUGAGUCGCCCUCAUACAGGACAACUGGUACAGAUGCUCCACACUUACCCUUCUCCCCUCCCAACUUCCUGUCUUCCUACACCAAUCAAAACGACCAAAGACCCGAUUUACAAGAAUUUUACCAUUCUUCAAACUUUAAACUGACCAACUCUGAACCAAACAACAAUCAGAUAGUCCCCUCUGACUCUAAUAAAUCCCUUGACACAGGUUUUGCUGAGGAGGAAAAUGAGGAAGAAUUAGAUAGCUACAAUAAAGCCUCCCCUGAUCACAAGAGUGAUUGUGGGGAUCCAGAACUCAACGAAAUUGCAAAAAAAUUAAAGGAGCUUGCUGUCCCCGAUUCUGAUGAUGAAAUGAGCAGUUUGGUGGAAGGGAGAGAGGAUUCUGGGAUGGAGAACAGUCGAGAAACAAAGAAUCAAAAUGAGAUAUCGCUCAGUGAUAGUCGACUGUCCUCGCUGUCUAGGAAGGGUCCGCUGCAAGUAUACAUCGCCAAGUACUCAUACAACCCCUACCAGCACUCCCCCAAUGACAACCCUGCCGCCGAGCUGCCCCUCUCUGCUGGAGACUAUGUUCUUAUCCUUGGUGACAUGGAUGAGGAUGGUUUUUAUGAGGGAGAAUUAAUCCACGGUAAAAGAGGACUGGUGCCUUCCAACUUCAUAGAAAAAGUGUCAGAUGAGCACUUGUCAGAGUUCCAUGCGGCCAUGGCACUGGCGUGUCACCAGAGUGACGAGAGUACGGUGAACAGCAUCCAACAUGACCUCGAGUUCAACAGCAGCGACGAAGCAGACUUUACAGAUGACAUCUUCAAAGCCUGCACAGACACACAUUGUGAUCUGGAGGACAUAGAGGAAGUAAUGGAUGGUGACAAGAUGGUGGUCGCUGCAGAUAGCAGGUUGCCAUACAAUCCUGGCACCAUCGGUGUUCCCUUUCCAACAUGCCUGUCCUUGGACCGGCAACUCUCUAACAGUAUUCUAGUUAGCUGGAAACCACCAGAGGUCACUACUGAUGUGAAUAUACAGUCAUACCAUGUUCUAGUGGAUGGUGAAUUUAUGACGUCUGUUCGAGGACAUGAACGGACCAAAGCUUUAUUGGAAGGAAUCGAUUCAAAACUAACUCAUAGGGUGUGUGUGCGGUGCCUGAGUAAUCAAGGACAGUCAAAAGACGGACAGUGCACUCUUCUCAUUGGUAAAGAUAUUCUUCCGAUACCCAGUGAUAUUGUUGUCAGUGAUAUUACGGCCAACUCGGCAGUCAUCAGCUGGAUGCCUGGAAACAGUAACUACUCUCACUGUAUUGAGGUGAACGGUCAAGACGUCCACCUGCUAAGACCAGGGAUCUGCAAGUAUACCGUGUCAGGCCUGGCUCCUGCAUGUACGCACAACGUGAAGGUGUAUGUGCGAGAGGCCCCGGAGUACAAACAGUCUCUACACCUGCUGACAGCCAGCACCGAGUUCACCACUCUACUCGGAGGAUCCCCGGAUCCACCGCUGAACGUACAGGUUGAGGCUGGACCUCAGGAGGGAACACUGCUGUUGACGUGGUUGCCAAUGACGAUCAACCCAUCAGGUGUUUCUAACGGUGCGGUGGUAGCUGGGUAUGUGGUGUAUGCUGAUGGGCGUCGCACCAGGGAGGCGAGGGGACCAACCAAUGACCACAUCAUACUUGGGCCAGAAGACUUGAAAGGCCACAUACCGAAGCAGCUGACGGUUCGAACCCUGGCGGUUGACGGGAAGGAAUCUGCAGAAUCUAGCAUCGUCCGGCUUCCUCCACAACUCAUCCGGGAGUUGACUGCCACAGUCUCCAAAUCCAGCAACACCAGUCCAAAGAUGCAACCAAAGUAUGCCUUCAGACACAGGUUUUGGAAGAGUUCCAAGUCACCAACAGGAAUAAUAGAGCAUGCUGGGAAUAAUAUUGAUGCUGAGAUUGAUGCUGCAUUUGAAGGUGUACACGGUGCUGCUGAUGAUGCGCCAGUGAGCCCCGUUGAAAAUUCUCAGUACGCAGACCCUUUUAUAGAAAGUAGCAGUUCAGAGCUGUCUGACAUUCCAGAAGUGGAGGAAGAACUGAUUGGGUCUGAGGAAGCCAAUCAGGGUACAGGUUACACUGGCCAAUCGACCAAUCAGCAGGAGAAACAGCUGUCCCCACAGCCAGCACCACGAACAAUCCGACCUUCACCCAGUCCGACCACGCUACAACCACAGAGGAACAUUCCAGCCAUCGAGAUUACAAGAGACAGCAGUUCAGAAAGAGGCACAUCAUUUGAGGACGACACUGAUUCGGUUAAAUUAACAAAACAAACAUCACCCAUUGACGCCCAUAAUACUGUACCUAGUGUUUCACGGAGAACUGCCCAUGGUGCUGCCUCUAGCCACAGAAAUACCUCUAGUCCCCUCAGAACUGCCCCUGAAGUGCCAAAACGACACUCCCCUGGUUCUCCCAAGUCACCCAAGUAUGGAGCCGAUUCAGAUGGGCGGGAUGGUUUCAGAGAGAAAAACGCUGGUAUGCAAAACGACACCAGAAAUGACAAGUAUGGCGUGUCUCGACACCCGACAAGUCCAACAAAAAGUCCUCAGGAAGCUGGUUUCCAUGGUAACAAGAUGAGAGAAAGCAGCCCCGGACUGCGACCUAGUGAACACGUUUCUCUGAAUGAUUCGGAGGACUAUGAUGAUAACUGUGAUGUGGAUUCCAUAUCAGGGGAGAUAAAUCCUCCGAUGGACGACAGCAAGAGGCGGUUAUUCGUCGCUCUGUUCGAUUACGAGCCGUCGGUGAUGUCUCCAAACACAGACGCCCUCGACGAGGAACUUCCAUUCAGAGAAGGGCAGAUUUUAACGAUAUAUGGUGAGAAGGAUGCUGAUGGUUUCUACCGAGGGGAGUACAAUGGCCGGUCAGGCUACGUUCCAUGUAACAUGGUGUCUGAAAUCCACAUAGAUGACCCCAGCCUUAUAGAUGAGUUACUGAAGGAAAGUACGGGGCAAACGAUGUCACCGAUGUCAUCAGACAAAACGUAUUCUGUGAAAGCUGAGAUCAACCAUCACCCUCCACCUCAGGAGCACCUCACACCAAAUGGCAUUUCCUCUGUCCCCCAAGAGAACUCGGUCAGACGGAUGUUAGCGUUGUACGACUACGACCCCCAGGAACUGUCGCCAAAUGUCGAUGCAGAACUUGAGAUCACGUUUAAAGCGGGAGAUAUGAUCACUGUUUAUGGUGAGAUGGAUGAGGACGGCUUCUACCGGGGAGAGUGUCGUGGUAUCCGUGGUUACGUGCCAUCCAACUUCCUUCAGGAGAUGUCAUCGACGAUGUCUGACGACGAGGUUCUCGACAGUGCCAGCAUGGUGUCUCCCUCUAGGUCAGGCGAGAGUAUUAGCGCUGUGUCGCGCCACUCUGACGGAUUUAAUAACGUAGGUGACCACGUGUCAGAUAUGCAUGUGACGCCGCAUUCUCGUUGUGGCUCGGAGGAUGAUUGGAGUGGAAUCUGCUUCCCCGCCGGCGGACGCCAUAACCCUGGAGCCGGUGAUCCCGCUGACCCCUCCCAGCUCCCUCGCACAGACCGCCACGCAGGAGGAAACCAAAAAGAAAAAAGGAGGAAUUUUGAAUAGGGGCAAGAACAUCUUUAAGAAACUGGCCAGAUAGCAUGCAGGUUUCUGAUCUGUUGCAUGUGACAAAAGACACCUUAAACAACUGAGAUCAGGUUCUGAUAUUUUCUCAGGAGAAUAGUGUGUGUACAAGACGAUUGGAACAGAAUGCCUGAUACUUCUGAUGGGUAACUGUGCAUCUACAGGAUAAUCUGAACAGAUUACAAAUGUCUACACGGAUAAUCUGAACAGAUUACAAAUGUCUACACUGAUAAUCUGAACAGAUUACAAAUAUCUACAUGGAUAAUUUGAACAGAUUACAAAUAUCUACACGGAUAAUCUGAACAGAUUACAAAUAUCUACAUGGAUAAUUUGAACAGAUUACAAAUAUCUACACGGAUAAUCUGAACAGAUUACAAAUAUCUACAUGGAUAAUUUGAACAGAUUACAAAUAUCUACAAGGAUAAUUUGAACAAAGAUGAUUUACUGUAUAUCGAUGAUAGAGAUAAUUUGAACAAAGAUUACAGUAAGUCUGUGAUAAUGAUAAUUUGAACAGAGCAAACCAUGUGCUGUGGUGUGUACUGAUAACUCUUGAUGGAGCUCCGUGCAUAUAAAACAUAAUUAACUGUGACUGCUGCCUAUUGCUGUUAAAGGAGAACACUGCAUAUGAAAGACUGAACAGAAAUGAUUGCAUGUGUUCUGAUGAUGUAAAUACUUCUUGUUGAAGAACAUACACUAUAUUAAAGAGAUGUUCUGGAGAUAUCCAGUGAAGAACAACACAUCUUAGACUGUCUGUGAAGCACACUUGAUAUUCACACUUGAUGGACAAUAGUGCGUGUGACAGACUGUGUGGACAGAAGUGGCUGUAUGGUACUCAUUCUUCUGUGUGUAUGGCAGAGUUCUACCCUGUUGUGGAGUGUUCUACUGAGUGGAGGAGUGUUCUACUGUGCGGUAGUGUGUUCUGCCAUAUGGUGGAGUGUUCUAUGUGAUAGUGUGUUCUACCAUAUGGUAGAAUGUUCUACAGUGACAUAGAGUGUUCUGUUGUGUAGUGGGAUGUUCUACUAUGUGAUGGAGUGUUCUGCUACAUGGUGGAGUGUUCCUCCAUGUGGUGGAGUGUUCCUCUGUGUGGUGGAGUGUUCUGCUAUGUGGUGGAGUAUUUACCAUGCAGUAGUUUGUUGUACUGAGUUCAGACAGGACUAGCUGAAGAAAUCUGUGAUAUUUAUUCAUCUCAUGACACCAAUGUUUGUUAGUGUGAGAUAUUGUUUAUCAACCCUCACCUCAGGGUGAAAUAUUGGUUAUUUAUCGUGAUUCACCUUCACAUCCUGGCCAGUCGUGUUGUGAUUCCAUACCGAUAUAUACCCUAUAUAACAUGCUGGGCACCUGUGUGAUAGCAGUGUGUGUGUCUAUAUAGAUAUAGCCGUAUAUAGGUAUCAGUGUAACCAUUGUAUGUACCACAUAAUACCAAACGCUGACAUAAAUACUAUACAACCAGUUAGUGAUUAAUUAACACUUCAUGUUACUACUAUAUACUUAUUAUAUGUACUACAUAUUAUAAAACACAAGACAGAAUUUAAAUACCAUCCAGCGGGUUAGAACUUGGUUACUAUUUCUUGUUAUAACUAGUGUCAUAAAGUAUACAGACAAAUAUCUGACAAUAGUUGCCUUAAUACAAUAAGGGACAAAUUUACCAAAGGUGUUUAUCUUAUCAUCACAGGCAACUUUCCUAAAAGUUAGACAUGUUUAAUAAGUUGUUAUAAAUGCAGGUCUUGUGCCACCUUAUAAUAAGUAUCAUUUAGUCUGCAUUUAAGACUGUCAGCCAGUCAGCAUCUAAAUACAUGCAUGAUGAACAUCUUUCAUAAUUUAGCAUCAAAUGAUAAUUGUUUACUAUCAGAACAUGUAUAAUGGAGAAAUAGAAGAUAGUUUAGAAAACAUUUUACUCAUCACCUGAGUAAUUGAGUAUCGGUGAGUUCUUGUUCUUGUGUCCCUUGUGGUGUCGGGUACACUUACUGUAUUCAUUUGACCACACAACAGGUAUGCAUUUCUUUGGCUUCCAUAUCAGCUCAGCAUUGAUACUCUUGACACAAACAUGUGUUAUCCAUGGUGUUUUCAUUUAACCUUUACAUGAGAUGAUGAUGUCCAUUGUAACUGUUACUGUGAAAUCCAAACAAAAAUUAAAGUGUUGUGACAUUUGCCAUGUAGCAUCUUACAAAAUAUAAUAUAUAUUGUUACCAUUUUCUGACUUAAACAUUUACAGAUAGUGAAAUCUAAUGGUGUGUACAGUGAAAUCCAACAUUCACCCUGUUUCUAAGACCACCUAACUAUAAAGACCAAUAUAUUUUGAAAACCAGAAUAUUUUAUUAUUAUUUUAUAUUAAAAAUACUCCAGUACUAAGACCAUUCAGCUAUUAUGGAUUAUGACCAAUAAAGUAAAAUCCAUUGGUUAUUUUCAGUACAGUUUAACGUCACAAAUGUGACCAGAGCAUUAAUCCUGUCACACAUUAAUGUGGUGAAAACUAGCCUCUCCGUCGUCUCAGUGGUGUUAAAGUUAAUUACGUAUCAUGUUAACCAAGUAAUUAUAAUUAAUUUCAUUUAGCUGGAAGUACAAUGGUAUUACUUUCAUAUUGGCAAGCAAUUCAGUUGGUCUACAAAUCAACAUGGCAUGGUAAAUUUUUACUGUAAAACUUGCACAUGAUGAUGUUGAAAACUAGCAGUUGAAUAACAACAGUUAAAACAUUUGAUACAUUUUCAUGAAAGCCGAUUCAAUACCAUAAAGUGUGUUUCACAGAAAUUGUUAAUAGAUCCAACAGUUAGCUGUACAAAAAUCAUGUCAUCCAGAAGUGACAGGUUCAUAUUACGAGACACUGUCGUUUUUCAAGACUGUUGCUUACCUCUGUUGUGUAAUAAAUAAAGAAAUAACAAAUAACUCACAAAUAACUGAUGCAUGACAGACAUGCACUCAGUUAUUCUUGCAGAUCAUUGUAAUACCUUUGUACAUACAAAUUCACAAUUGCACUUAUUAAAUUUAUUAAUUUAAAAAUAGCUGGAUUUUUUUUCUCCAUUUAGAAAUAAAACAUUGUUUUGCAAGAACUGGCAAUUAAUUUUUGAGGAAAUUGGGCUCACACUUCUUUUUUCAAUGUAGUAGAUGUUAAAAGUUAACAUGAUAAUUAUUGUUCAUUCUUUGGUACUGAAGAUUGAGUAAAAGUAAUACAAGUAGUUACAAUGGAGUUGAGAUGACCAAGGUGCAAUACGGAAUAUAUUUUACAUUUGUAAGCAUAUUCUCAAUAUAUAUAUUUCAAAUCCUGUUACAAAUAUGUUAAUUAUUUUAUCAUGUUAUAUCUUUUACUGAGCAUUUAGUGCAUAAUGAAACAGUUCUAUUUUUGUUCUACAAACAGGUGAAAUAUUACAUUAUAUGUUUACCUUUUUUGUAUCUCUAUAUUAUUAUUGAAAAUAUAUAAUAUAUAAUUGCAUAAUGAUAAAAGAAUUCACUGGUCAAGGAAUAUAUAACUGAGUUUUAAGUGUUCCAGUAAAUUUCUUAAUGAGAUUAAUUAUUUUCAAAAUCUGCCCAAAAAAAUUAAAAAUGAAAACAUCAGUAUUUCACCAUUAAUAAAUAUAGUUAAAUUUGUAUUAUUUGUUAACUGAGAAUUUUCCACUAAUAGAUGCUAGUUUUGGCAGCCAUGUUUGUUUUUACUCAACUUGAUUUUUCUGUUUGCAUUGUUUAUAAUUGAUGUUCCCAGGCUGUAAUGUUUUGUAAGUAAGUUGGUUACAUUUGUUUAAUGUAAUCGGACAUAAUUCUUAUAUUAAACACAUUUAGUUUUAACCAUAUUGUCAGAAUGCAGAAUUUUGCCAAAGAACUUUUGAAUAUUUAUGGUUCCGCUGUAAAAGAUUAAACUGUUAGUGAAAAAUGAAAUGUUAACGUUGAUUUUCAUAAUUUAUUUGAAUUUGUGUACUUUGUUCAUCAGUUAAUAUUUGAUUUAUUAAAAAAUAUAUAAAGCAAAUAUUUAAAAAAAAGUAUAUUAAUGGCCACUUCUUAGAGCGGUUUAAGGUAAUUAUGAAAAUUGAAGAAGACUGAAUUUACUGUUAGAAUAAAGUACACUUUGUCAGCAUAUAAUCAAAGAUAUGUAUAACUUAACCCAGCUUGUUGUGGUAUAAAUGACUGUAUGACAGACUGCUAAAUGUUCAAGUGGUGUUGGUUUAAGAAUCACUUCACUCAGUCUGUGGUAGCUAUUACAGGUAGUACAUAGAGUACGGCAACAGUGGUUUAAACACAAAUCCACUGAACACUGAUAGCUAUACAUGUAUGGCAAAUGGUACAUAUCCUACCACAUCAUGUGAUGGUGGGUUAAACAGAAUUUCAAAGAACUGGUGAUCGCUGUUGUACAUCAACUGACGUUGUUAAAACACUUCAUGCAACCACUAGUAGUUAUGACAGCAGGCUACAUACUGCUACAUCAAGAGAUGGUGCUUUAACAAUUUCACAGAACUAGCAGUAGCUAUAGUAGAUAGUACAUGCCCUGCAACAUGAGGCGAUGGUGGUAGGCCUUGGGUUGUGCAUGUAUCCACAUGACUGCAUUUGUGACCGUGUUGUGCAUCCUGUUGUGCAUCCUGUGACUGUCCGUCUAUAAGCUUGUGAAUGUCUUCAUGGCGUGUUAUGUGGCCUUGUAUCUAUCACACUGUGCUGUUGGUCGUUCCUGUGAUCAGACCAACAAACUUUGUAUACAAACAAAUAAAUUAUUUUUAAAAAUAAACUACUGAAUCAAA